GAUUUACUCGUCUCACACUCACUCGUUUACAAUGGCGCAGCCUCCCUUGCCCUCGACAUUCAUUCAGAAUAAUGCUCAGCGUCCGUCCGAUGGCUGGCUUCGCAACCCAGCAUGGAUAGAUGGUGGUGUCAAUCCGCCCCGUUACUACCGCACUCAUCAUGAAAUUGCUGAAGCGUUACAAGCUGCGGCUCCAGCGGCUCGCCAGACUCCGAAUUUGGCUCCUGUGACGAUGCCAGAGGCUGCUGUAAUGGCAGCUCAACCGGCCGUUCAAAAUGAAUCACUUGUAGAUGGUUCGACUGCACCAGCACAUCACCUUGUAUAUGUGUGCAUGAUGUCUUCCGUGAUCGAGAAGCCACCUGGUCGAAAUGCCAAAACCUCGACAAAGAAGGACAAGACCAUCAAGUCCGACUAUAUCAAGAUCGAAGGCAGCUCUCGCGCUGACUUCAUCAAGGCUUUCUUUGGGGUUCACGAUCUUAGUGAUCAGUUCAGUCCCGGUGUUCAUUCGGGUCCGCCUUUCAAGAUCUGGUGGAGCGGAUCAAGUGGUGGCCGCACCAAUGCUUCGACUGUUGAGAAAGAUCGUGAUUUUGAAGUUUCGGUUGAGAAUCUCUUGAAGAAGAAAAAGGGCUCUUGUGUUGUUCACGUCGAGUUUGAUACUGACACCUUGGACGGCUAUAGGAUUCGUAAGAGGCUAUUCUCGCAAACUGAAACAUCUCAAGAUCAAGAAGACGAGCUUCUUUAUGGAACGAGGGUUCCUCAUGUCGAUAAUUUUUCAGAAGCUGCACAGCUUCAUGGUUCAAUCAUCGUGCAACUGAAGCAGAAGUGGACUUGUGAGAAGCACCAGGGUGAACAUGGCGAGCAAGGCUAUUGCUAUGUGACGCCAGCUGGUGAGCACAUUGGUUUGAACAUGCGAAAGCUCAAGAUGUGGGCAGCUGCCAUUGCUGCUGCUGAUGCUACGAAACACGAGCCACCAAAUACGGGAGAUUUCGAUGGGCUCCGUGAUGGACGAGCUGACACUGGUUCCAAGCCACGCGGACGUUGUGGACCACGGGGGGCUUCAAUGUCAACUGAUCCAAUGACAAUCCUCCUCGCUUCUAUGAUUCCACUCAUUACAAAUCAGCUCUCUUCAGUUACUCGAAACAUAGCAGCUACUUCAGCCUCACCCUCAGAGCCCCCUUCGACUCCAACCCGACACUCUCGUGAUCCUUCUCCCCCGCUGUCACCUGCCCCCGCUGCUGGAUCUGAAGUACAAGCAUGCUUGCAGAACUUUUUACAGGCAAAGGGCAUUGAUCUUCUCGAUGCAAAACAAGCCUUGACUGAUUUUGAACUCACUCCGGAUAUCAUUGCUGAUAUUCCUGUCUCUCGACUUUGUGAAGUUCUUGGGACAGUUGAAGGGCGAGCUCGGAAGUAUCAGAUUUUCGCCAAGGAGUGGAGUGAGCGUCUGGAAUCGAAGAGGCGCCGUCUUCGUUAGUUGCUUGAUUUUCAAGGCUGCUUACACUCGUUUAAUGACUUAUGGCACAUAACAUUCAUUUAUCAUAGUCAAUUUGCAGCAACACGCUAUAAUGUCAAGAGUAACCACAAU
This is a messenger RNA of Suillus clintonianus, 1579 nucleotides long. RefSeq lists its product as uncharacterized. The record is from RefSeq and is a predicted model, not a curated record. NCBI's taxonomy places the organism in Eukaryota, Fungi, Basidiomycota, Agaricomycetes, Boletales, Suillaceae. The coding region runs from base 32 to 1468 and encodes 478 amino acids. The transcript is spliced from 7 exons.